Molecule: messenger RNA, 520 nt
Organism: Caenorhabditis angaria
Lineage: Eukaryota; Metazoa; Nematoda; Chromadorea; Rhabditida; Rhabditidae
Source: the annotation of a GenBank genome assembly
AUGUUCUCCUACGAAACCUCUCUUCGCGAAAAAAAUCGAAGGCUUUUGGCUAACAGGUAGAGUUUUUGAAGUUUGAAAAUGAAUAACUGAUAUCAUUUUUGUAGCCGUGAAAGAAGACGAGUUCACACUUUGAAUGACAUGUAUCAACAGCUUCUCAGUUUGUUACCUCCUGCGGCAAAACGAAUCAAACUUUCAAGAGUUCAGAUUUUGAGGUAUGUUGUUGGACUUUUUCAAGAAUCGUUUUAUUAUUUUAGUUUGAAAGAUGGUUUUCGUUAAAAAUUUUUUUAAAUAAUAAAAUUUUAAUAAAAUAAUUUAUGUUUCCAGAGAGGCAAUCAACUAUAUAAACAGUCUCCGAGCAUAUUUAAUGCUGGAAAAUAUUGAAGGAAUCAGUGCUGAAGUCCUAUUCCCACACGCAUUCAGUCGUCGAAUCUACGACAAUCGUUUGCAAAGUUAUCGAAGAAUAUUCAUCCCAUCUGAAGAUUUCAUCCAACAUUCCACUCCAAUCGACAAUAACCAAUAG